Messenger RNA from Botrytis cinerea B05.10, 1251 nucleotides. RefSeq lists its product as hypothetical. The transcript has 2 exons. Gene Ontology annotation, molecular function: oxidoreductase activity. The coding region runs from base 234 to 1139 and encodes 301 amino acids. Lineage: Eukaryota; Fungi; Ascomycota; Leotiomycetes; Helotiales; Sclerotiniaceae. The record is from RefSeq and is a predicted model, not a curated record.
GAACACAUUUGAAAGAAAUCUUCGAGACGUUUAUUAAAUUCAUUUCUAACAUUGACCUGUUUCAAGCUCCUCAUUUUUAGAUUGAUUAGAUAGCUCACUUCAACAAUUUCAUCCUAGAAUUACAAUAGCGAGUUUGGUAUGUUCGCUUAUAUUUUACUCUAGACCACCCAGAGAUUCUAACACAUUAGAACAGGUAAAAGCACACUUACAAUUCUCUGAUCGAAGCACCAAAAAUGUCUUCUCCGCUCAAAAAUGUCAUCAUAGUUGGGGCAGCCGGCAAUCUGGGCGCCUUGAUCCUCUCUACUUUCGACACUGAUCCCAACUUCAAUGUUUCCAUCCUCUCUCGCAAAUCCUCCAAAUCUGUUUUCCCAGCUCAUCUCGUUGUUCAUCGGGUCAGUGACGAGUAUCCAGAAGAUGAGCUUCUGGAAGCUUUGAAAGGCCAAGAUGUAGUCAUCUCAACUAUAGCAAAAGCUGCUGGUGCUGUGCAGCAAAAGGCAAUUAUAGAUGCAGCUGUCAAAGCCGGCGUGAAACGUUUUGUGCCGUCUGAGUUUGGAAAUGAUACGAGAAACAAAAAGGCUAUGGAGGUUGUCCCGCAGUUUUUGAAGACCAAGGUGGACACGGUGGAAUAUUUGAAGGACAAAGAAAAGGAAGGGUUGACAUGGUCGGCGUUUGUCACCGGUCCAUUCUUUGAACUGGCUGUGAGGCGAGUUAUGGGCUUUGACUUGAAAGAACACAAAGCUAUCAUUUACAAUGAAGGUAAAGAUGCAUAUUCAACCACAACAAUUGCAUCCAUCGGCACCGCUCUCAAGAACGCAUUGCUCCACCCAGAAGAGACCGCCAAUAGGUAUCUUUUCAUCUCCAGUUUUCGUGUUUCGCAAAACCAAAUCCUCGCUUCCCUUGAAAAGGCGACGGGUAAGAAGUGGGAUGUUACAUAUGUUGAUGCGGAAGAGCAGAAGAGAAUCGGAAUCGAGAAGAUGAAGAAGGGAGAUUUUAGUGGUGGGGUGGCGCUGAUUAGAUAUAUUAAUUCUGUCAAGGGGUAUGGUGGGGACUAUGGGGAGUAUGAGGAGAUAUCGAAUGAGUUGCUGGGGGUACAGGAAGAGGAUUUGGAUGAGGCUAUGAGGGUGAUUGUGGAGGGUUGAACUUGAGCGUGAUGGGAUAACGGGAUCUGGGCUUCGGAUUGUAGAUGUCAAUAUAUUGUAGAUGGAGCUUUAGAUGGAGCUUUAGAUGGAGCUUUAGAUGAGAAGUAGUGCA